This is a messenger RNA of Pestalotiopsis fici W106-1, 1383 nucleotides long. RefSeq names its product Hydroxymethylglutaryl-CoA synthase. The coding region runs from base 1 to 1383 and encodes 460 amino acids. Gene Ontology annotation, molecular function: hydroxymethylglutaryl-CoA synthase activity. NCBI's taxonomy places the organism in Eukaryota, Fungi, Ascomycota, Sordariomycetes, Amphisphaeriales, Sporocadaceae. The transcript is spliced from 4 exons. The record is from RefSeq and is a predicted model, not a curated record. Gene Ontology annotation, biological process: ergosterol biosynthetic process; acetyl-CoA metabolic process.
AUGGCCGCCCGCCCCCAGAACAUCGGCAUCAAGGCCAUUGAACUCUAUACUCCUAGCCAGUAUAUUGAGCAGACUGAGCUCGAGAAGCACGACAAUGUCGGUACCGGCAAGUACACAAUUGGUCUCGGCCAAACCAAGAUGACCUUCUGUGAUGACAGAGAGGAUAUCUACUCGUUUGCCUUGACCGCUGUGUCCCAGCUGAUCAAGAAAUACAACAUCGAUGUCAACAACAUUGGUCGUCUCGAGGUCGGUACCGAGACCAUUCUCGACAAGUCCAAGUCGGUCAAGUCCGUCUUGAUGCAGCUCUUUGGCGAGAACACAAACAUUGAGGGUGUCGAUACUAUCAACGCCUGCUACGGUGGUACAAAUGCCAUGUUCAACACCAUCAACUGGGUCGAGUCGUCGGGCUGGGACGGCAGAGAUGCCAUUGUUGUGGCUGGCGACAUUGCCCUCUACGCCAAGGGCAACGCCAGACCCACUGGUGGUGCUGGCUGCGUUGCCAUGCUCAUCGGACCCAACGCCCCGCUCGUCGUCGAGCCCGGUCUGCGUGGAACUUAUAUGGAGCACGUCUACGACUUCUACAAGCCCGACCUGACCAGCGAGUACCCCUACGUCGACGGUCACUACUCGCUCACCUGCUACACCAGGGCUCUCGAUGCCGCCUACCGGGCCUACAACAACCGUGAGGCCGUCCUGGCCAAGGCUGCCAACGGUCACGCCAACGGCAACGGUGCCGCCACCGAGUCCAGCAAGACCCCUCUUGACCGUUUCGACUACAUGGCUUUCCACUCCCCUACCUGCAAGGUCGUCCAGAAGUCGUACGCUCGUCUUUUGUACCACGACUACCUCGCUGACCCCGAGAACGCUGUUUUCGCCGAGGUCCCCGCCGAGGUUCGCGACAUGCCCUACGACAAGUCUUUGACCGACAAGGUCGUCGAGAAGGCCUUCAUGACCUUGACCAAGAAGCGCUUCGCCGAGCGUGUGCAGCCUGCCAUCCAGGUCUCCACCAACGUCGGCAACAUGUACUGUGCCAGUGUCUGGGGUGGUCUUUCUUCCCUGGUUUCCCACGUCGACAGCGCAAACCUUCAGGGCAAGCGCAUCGGUCUCUUCAGCUACGGCUCCGGUUUGGCAGCAUCCUUCUUGUCGCUGCGCGUCAACGGCAGCACCGAGGAGAUUGCCAAGGCUCUGGACAUCCCUAACAAGCUGGCUGCCCGCCGUGCCCUCAGCCCCGAGACCUACGAGGCUUUCUGCGAACUCCGCCACAAGGCUCACCUCCAGAAGGACUUUGUCCCCAAGGGUGACGUUUCGACCAUUCUUCCUGGCACCUACUACCUCGAGAAGGUCGACGACAUGUUCAAGCGAUUCUACGCCAUCAAGCAAUAG